AUGCGAACAACAAUAGACGAUGUUGAUAGGCUUCAAGAUACCACGUUCCGCCAGGCCUUGCUAGACAACUCUCUCCAACUGGUUUCAGCGAGCCCCGAAGAUGUCCUUUACACCUACGAGAACACUAUAACCGGUUUUGCCGCUCAAUUAACCGAAGAACAAGCCAGAGCAUUGCGAGCACAGCCUGAGGUCUUGGCUGUGACACAUGACCAGGUCUAUAGUCUCUUCACCACAAGGAGCUCUCAGUUUCUUGGAUUGGCCAGCAACGCAGGCAACCAGAGGAAUCGACUCUUCAACAGUAUGCCCGUAGAUCCCCAAGAAAAAAGCCAAAGUGACGGUGCAGAAGCAGAGUCAAACAUUAUCAUCGGCUCCUUUGACAGCGGUGCGUGGCCUGAGCACCCAAGCUACAACGACAACGGAAUGGCUCCUAUUCCAGCACACUGGAAAGGAAUUUGCCAGGAGGGGGAGCAGUGGACGACCUGUAACUGCAACAGAAAAUUAAUCGGAGCAAGGGCUUUCUAUAAAGGCAAUGAACUGGGCCUCGGCAAAUAUGACAACAUAUCCAAAUGGGCCGAUGAAUACAGGUCCGCAAGGGAUGCCGACAGCCACGGAACCCACACUUCCACCAUUGCUGCUGGUUCCGAAGUAGCAAACGCCAGCCUGUUUGGUUUAGGACUCGGUACAGCUCGUGGCGUGGCAAAGGACGCACGCCUGGCCAUUUACAAAGUAUGCUGGAACAAUGGAGGCUGCAGUGGUGCAGACACACUGGCUGCCAUCGACCAAGCCAUCGCUGAUGGUGUCAACGUUGUUUCUUUUUCUAUAGGUAUCUCGUAUGAUCCAGAUGCGUCGCCGUUAGAACUUGUUGAUUCUUUAUUCAUUGCUACUUUUAAAGCAAUGAAGAAGGGCAUUUUCGUCUCUGCAGCUGCUGGAAACGAUGGUCCUGGUCUCUCAACUGUCACCAAUGUUGCGCCAUGGGUGUUGACUGUGGCCGCCAGCACACUUGAUCGUGACUUCGCUGCUCACAUUACUCUUGGCAACGGAAGAAACUAUACAGGCGUCAGUUUUUACACCAAUGAUUCUGUUUCAAACAAGACCAUGCUAUACGACGGAGGAGAUCUGCCUUUAAUCCACGCAAAUCUUGCAGGCAAAGACGGCAAGCUUGGACCAUCUAAUUGCACACCCGACAACCUUGAUCCAGAAAAGAUUAUUGGAAAGGUUGUUGUAUGUGAGUACGCUUUUAGGCCUCCACCAGAUGAUUUUUUAAUGGCUUCUGGUGCUCGCGGCAUGAUUCUUGUCAACAAAAAACUGGGUGGGGAGAGCUUAAGAGGAAGCCUGUACGACCUUCCUGUCGUACAUCUCGGCUUCAAGGACGGUCUUGAAGUGGCAAAGUACGCAAAAGAAUCAAACGCAACAGUGGUUUUCGACUUUGAAGGUACUAGAUUUGGCAUUCCUGCACCACAGAUGGCAGAAUUCAGCUCCAGGGGCCCCAAUGUGCUGGUGCCUGAGCUUCUCAAGCCGGACAUCACUGGUCCUGGUGUUGACAUUUUGGCAGGCUGGCCCCGCAAGAGCCCUACUGCCCUUCAAGCAGACUCACGCAAAGUCUUUUUCAAUAUUGAUUCUGGCACCUCCAUGUCUUGCCCUCAACUAUCUGGCGUCGCGGCGUUCAUGAUGGCCAGACGGCCGGGGUAG
Molecule: messenger RNA, 1689 nt
Organism: Colletotrichum truncatum
Lineage: Eukaryota; Fungi; Ascomycota; Sordariomycetes; Glomerellales; Glomerellaceae
Product: subtilisin-like protease
Biological process (GO): proteolysis
Molecular function (GO): serine-type endopeptidase activity
Source: RefSeq, a predicted model, not a curated record